AUGAGCGCUUGUAUCAUCUGUCACAAACGAAAAGUGCGAUGUGAUUUAGCGACCCGCAAUCCCUGCACUAACUGCUCGAAGAUUGGAGUGGAGUGCAGGCCCUACACUCGCAAGCGCAAGAGAUUCACCAACAGUCUCUCUCCAAGUAGAGAUGCUCGCGUGUCCGAGUCAGCGAGCCAGCGGAGCUCGCAAUUGCCGGAGCUGCCCGCAGUCUCUGUUGCGCCAAAUGACGCAGCGGGCGAGGCCAGCAAUUAUGCUCCGAUGUCCGUGAGCAAUGGCGAGGCCUUCCUCAAGGAGGAAAGCUACCGGGGCGGGGUCUCCGCCGCCGACGUUCAGAUGUUACGAGACCAGGGCGCAUAUGAACUGCCGCCUUUGGCAAUACAAAAAGAACUCAUGCAAAGCUUCAACAAAUACUGCGCGCCGUGGACUCCGGUCGUUGACCCGAAAUGGCUGGAAGGCAAUACGCCGCCCUCGAUGCUGCUCUUGCAGUCGAUCUUUCUGGCAGGGAGCCGAGUUUCCAAAGCACACCUCAGUUAUGGGUCUAGCGAAGUGUUCUACCGGCGAGCUAAACUCUUAUUCUUCUUUGGCGGCGGUCAUGGCUCGCUUAUCUCCAUCGUCGCAGCAUGCUUACUUCAUUGGUACAACCCCUCUGGUCCAGAAAAUGUGUCCACCGAUACGAGCGGCUUUUGGAUUAGAACGGCUGGAGCCAUGGCCUUCCAGAUUGGCUUGCACAAGGAACCUCAUCCUAAUGCACGGGACAGAGGUCUUCGACGGCGGUUAUGGUGGUCGUUAGUGAUCCGAGAUAAUGUGAUAUCGGCUGGAGUUGGACGGCCAAGGACCAUCAACCUCCGUGACAGCGAUGUCCUUCCACCCUCGAUGGAUGAUUUCCCAACGCAUGAUUUCCGAGCCCAACUCUUCUUGGCGUACUGCACAAUCUCAGGGCUUCUUGGGGACACCGUCGAAUGUUGUCUCCGUCAAGAUUUCCGGCAGCGCCGAGUGGACCUCGAAAAUUCGGUAUUCCGGUGGGCUAAACAGGUUAUCCCCAAACUACGCUCCUCUGCGCUUGCCCAGGAGGACGUGAUCACAUCACAACUGGAGGUGCAGCAAGUCUCUGUCAUGUACUUUGUGGUCCUGACUAUCCUGCAUCGCUCACCGACGCCAAAUAGCCCGCCACCCCCAGCCUCUCUUAUCGCGUCCUCAUUCAUUGCCGGGAUUUAUGAGGAGUUUCUCCUUCGGGAUGAGCUUCGGUAUUUAGGCCCAGUAUAUGCAUUUUACCCGCUCUGUGCAGGCCUACCGCUACUAUCCAGCUGGCGAUACAGCCAGCUCCAGAUUCACGCAGAGCAUGAACUGACAGUUGUGAAGCUCUGCCUUCAAAAGCUUGCGGAGAGAUGGCCGUCCGCGGUCGGACCUUUAAGGGCAUUGAAUAAAUUGACAGACAAGGUUCGAGAGCAAGGCCUUUUUGAAGAGCCGCUACCGAAAUUGGACUUUGACACGGCGUCCUUCUUCGAGGGCUUUGAUGUGGGGUAUUGUAAGGAAUGGGCAUUGAUCGGACAAGAGGUCGAAUCUGAAGUCAUUUUGCGACCCACGGACACACCCCGGUUGACAGAGUUACAGACCUCUGAUAAUUCCCUGCCAGAAAUUGACACGAGCUCUGAACCUAUCAUGGACAAUGAUGGAAUUCCUGCAUUGGAUACGACUAUGGAUCCGUUCGGUAGUGACUGGGAGGGGGCAGGCUUUGACUGGAGUGGCUCAUGGCUGCUGAGUCUGUAA
This is a messenger RNA of Penicillium chermesinum, 1770 nucleotides long. RefSeq names its product transcription factor domain-containing protein. The transcript has 5 exons. Gene Ontology annotation, biological process: DNA-templated transcription; regulation of DNA-templated transcription. The record is from RefSeq and is a predicted model, not a curated record. The coding region runs from base 1 to 1770 and encodes 589 amino acids. Lineage: Eukaryota; Fungi; Ascomycota; Eurotiomycetes; Eurotiales; Aspergillaceae. Gene Ontology annotation, molecular function: zinc ion binding; DNA-binding transcription factor activity, RNA polymerase II-specific; DNA binding.